Molecule: messenger RNA, 6476 nt
Organism: Anopheles maculipalpis
Lineage: Eukaryota; Metazoa; Arthropoda; Insecta; Diptera; Culicidae
Product: E3 ubiquitin-protein ligase RBBP6-like
Exons: 10
Coding region: 3-6476 (2157 amino acids)
Biological process (GO): ubiquitin-dependent protein catabolic process; mRNA processing; protein ubiquitination
Cellular component (GO): nucleus
Molecular function (GO): ubiquitin protein ligase activity; zinc ion binding; nucleic acid binding
Source: RefSeq, a predicted model, not a curated record
AAAUGUCGGUGCACUACAAAUUCAAAAGCACGCUCGACUUUGACACGAUCACGUUCGACGGGCUGCACAUAUCGGUGGCGGAUCUGAAGAAAUCCAUCAUACAGCAGAAACGGCUCGGCAAAACGGUUGACUUUGAUCUGCAGAUUACCAAUGCGCAGACCAAGGAAGAGUACAAUGACGAUAAUAUGCUGAUACCGAAAAAUACGUCGCUCACGAUCGCACGUGUACCGGUAAAAAAUACGGGCAAAAAGAAUUGGGAGAAAGCGGCAGCGGCGGCGGAGGCGAAUAGUGUGCCGGUACCGACCACACGCGGCAAACACGAUGCGGCCAGCUCCCAAACCAAUGUCGAUCUGUCGAUGAUGAACGGCACGGAGGAGGACAAAAUCCGCGAGAUGAUGUUUCAAAGCACGGCCGAAUAUGAUCCUACCAACUAUCAGAAAGUUCGUGGUACACAGACGGGCGAAGUUCCGAUGAACUAUAAGUGCUACCGUUGCCACAAACCGGGCCACUGGAUAAAGAACUGUCCAAUGGGCCCGUUGCCAAAGGAAAGCAUGAUGGAAGUAAAGCGAACGUCCGGCAUACCGCGCUCCUUUAUCGAGCGCGACAAGGAGGUGGGAAACAAUCCGGCCAUGCAACCGGUACAGAUGCCACCGGAAGAGAAGCAAGUCAUACCGGAAGAUCUGAUCUGUAGCAUUUGCAAGGAUCUAUUCACGGACGCCGUCAUGAUACCGUGCUGCGGUAGUUCGUUCUGUGACGAAUGUGUUCGUACGGCGUUGCUUGAAUCGGAGGACAACGAGUGUCCGGACUGCAAGGAGAAGGGUUCAUCGCCCGGUUCGCUCAUUCCGAACCGAUUUCUGCGUACCUCGGUUAAUGCGUUCCGCAACGAGACGGGUUACACGAAAUCGAUACCAAAAGCUACCGCAGGGCGGAAACAAACAAAACCCGAAGAAACACCUACAGUAGACAGUACUACCACCACUACUGGUGGCUUAGCAUCAUCUUCGUCAUCCGGACCGUUUGGUGGUGUUGAAGCUGGCGGAGGUACACCGAUCGGAAGUUCUAUUUCUACUACCACAGAGCUUGUGGAAUCGUCCACGUACGAGGAGGAAGGUGGACACCGUAAUGCGGUAAUCGAUAGCAAUCCACAGUUGUUUGACGAAAUUUCCCAGCAUGGUGAUCUAGGUUCUCCACGGCAGGAGAACAAUGAGCUGCCGGCAGGCAUGGGUGGUUCACAGAUGGCCGGUAGUGGUCCUGGGUUCGAUAAUGAAUCGGACUACGAGGACAAUAUCACGGUUACCGUGCCACCAGCUCAUCUGCAGAGUCGCGGUGCCUUUCGUGGACACUACAAUGGGGGCGGUGGUGGUCGGCCGAUCCGCCAUGGAAGAUCGCACGGUCACGAUACGCCACCACCGAACGAGCGACAGAUGGUGCUGAAUCAGCAUGUUGGCUAUGGUGUUAGCAGGGAUGGCAAUAAUGGAGGACGUGGUAGUGAGCUGUUGGAGAGGGAGAGAGAAGACGAGCACCGACGUCGUAUGCCGUUGCUGGAGGAGAAAGAUAGCGAAGGGUAUGGGGCUGGUGGUGGUCCGCACGGAAUGUUGAAUGAACGUGGCCGUGGCGAGUACGACGAUCGAUCGCCGGAAUAUCAUCAUGGGGGCAGUGGCGGUGUUGGUAGUGCAGGAGGUGCAGGGGGAGGAGGAGGAGGUCGUGGUCUGAUGCCAAUUCCACAUAAUCAUCAGCAGCAUGUGCAGCCGAUCGGAACGGCUAUGGGACAUUCUGGUGGUGUUGGUGGCGUAUAUAUGGGACCUGGUAAUAACGGAGGUUACGGAGGACACGUAGGACAUCCGCAACAGUACGGUGGAGGAGGUGGUAAUGGCCCAGGGGGAGGAUACGGUAUGCAGCAGCAGCAGGGUGGUGGUGGUUAUCCACCGCAGCAACGAUCAUACGAUCAUCACGGUGGAAUGUAUCCUGGUGAUCGUCCACCUCGGGGGAUGAUGUAUCCGAUGCGUGGGGGAGGGUUCAUGUCACACCAUCCACCCCACCUGAGACAACGUCCGAUGGGUCCAGGACCGAUGGGAGGCGGCUAUCCGAAUGUACAUCCUUCUAUUGGACCUGGUGUUAUCGAUGAUCCGCUGGAAGCGUUCAAUAGAAUUAUGCGCGAGAAAGAGUUGCGCAAAAAGCAGGAACAACAGCAGCAACAAAUGCGUCGAAAUCGUUCCCCCAUGGGCGGCGACCGAGGACGACGGUCUCGCUCGUUCGACAAUGGUGGUCGAGGGGGUGGUGGUGGAGGCGGUGCUCGUGGGAAUUCUUCAGACAGAAGACGGACAUCGCGUCAAAGGUCUCCGGAUAGACGUCGAUCUCCGGACGAUAAGCAUCCUGAUGAGCGUGAUCGUAUGCGUGAGCGUCGGCGUAAUCGAUCCAGUUCGUACAGUUCCGCUAGUUCACGAUCGUAUACAAGAUCCAAGUCUCGUUCGCCGGUAAAACGAAAUAAACCAUCCCCUCGGAAACGGUCCCGUAGUCCGGGCUAUAGGGAUAGGCGUAGCAGAAGCCGAUCAGGAUCGUUUGGUGGAAUGAGAUACAGGGAUCGUCGGGAUGAUCGUCGCCCGGGAGAUUUCAACAGAGAUCGGUCGCCUGGAUUUAAUCAAAACUUCGGGUUUGGCAAUCGUCCUCCUAGAGGUGGCGGAGGUCCAAGAGGACGCAUACGUGGAAAUGGUCGAGACAUGGGUGGAGGCAUGCAACAUUUCCCACCACGAGGGUACGAUCGUCACCAAUCCGAUCGCCAUCUGUUACCGAUGCAGGGUGGACGGCAGGACGAUCUACAUCAUCAACAAGGCAGCUUUAUGCACGGUCAGCAGCAUAUGGGCGACUAUCGUGACGGCCAGCAAGGACCGAUUGGCAAUAGUAGUGGACCACACGGUAGUGGCAGUAUGAUGGGCAGCGGUGGACCAGCAGGAGGGCCUUCGAUGCAAACGGGUUUGCCGGUUGGCGCACAGUCAAACAGAUAUCCGGGACGUGAUGAACGAGAGCGAAGCAUUGGCAGCUAUGGAGGCGCAAAGCAGCAGUCAGACUUUGGUGAUGCUGAAGGCGAUCAGCAUAUAAUGCAUCCACACUCAAAGAACAUGAGCGAUCGUCGCAGAACAUCUAGUCGCCAUUCGUCUCCUAGUGGUGGUGGACAUCAGCAGCCGAAUGUUGGCCAUGAUUCGGGUGCAGAGCGGGGUAGAGAUGGCGAUUGGGCUGGAGAAUUUUCUGAAGAAUCCGGAUACCAUCAACAACAUCAUGCGCAGGGCCGACAUGACGAUCAUGCAGAUCGUCAAAGUACAGAAAUUAAGGGCGCUCGUGAAUCCGACCACAAAAGUGUCGAUCAUCGACCAUCAUCAACCGGACCACCUGGUGGUGGUAGCAGCAGCCAUGGUCGAGGAAGAUCACGUUCUCGUGACCGCAAACGUACAGCAGGUGGAGCGCAUGAAGGAUCCGAUCGAGAUGGUUCGGACAGACGAAGGCAUCGAUCGAAGCGUUCGGAAUCUGCUGAAAGGCACGAAAAAUCGAGUUCGACCGCUAACCGUGGUACGCGUUCAACCGGCGAGCACGACAAGGACAAGCAGGAUCGUAGUAAACAUCAGCUCGCUGAAAAGGAUAAACGGAACGAUUCGGAUCUACAUGGCCGCCGGGACGAGCGUGACCAUCGGGAUCGUGAUCGUGGAAAGGAACGUAGUGAUAAUGAUCGCGACCGUGAUCGUGACCGGGAUCGUGAUCGUGAUCGCCAGCGAGAAAGAGACCGCGAGCGGGAAAAGGAUCGCAACAAGGACAAAGAGCGCGAUACGGAUCACGAUCGGGCGGAGCGUGAUCGAAGGAAGGAAAAGGAGCGCGAGAAAGAGAGAGAAAAGGAGCGUGAACGGGAACGGGAGCGCGAGAAGGAACGGGAAAAGGAAAAAAUACGUGAACGGGAAAAGGAUCGCGAUAAGGAUAAUAAGGACCACCGGGACAAGGAUAAUAAGGAGCGCGAGAAAGAAAAGGAUGGAAAGGAAGUGGCGAAGGUGAAAAAGGUCCGUGAUUCGAGUGAUGAAGAUCGACGCGAUAAAAAGAAGGAUCGCGAUAAGAAGAAGCGCAAAAAGGAUAAGGAGGUGGAAAAGCGCAAACACAAGAAGGAACGCAAGGAGAAGGAGCGACGGUCGAAAGACCGGCGCAACAAGGAACGGAAGACGGUGGAGAAAGAGGAACCGGACAGUUCACAGCAACCGGCUACCCCAACCGCUGCCAGGGAUCAUCGAGAUGAGGAUGCGAUUGUGAAACACACGGGAGGUGGUGACUUCGAAGAUCAGAAGAACGAUGCACGUGAUAGCCGGUCAAAUGAGCGAGAGGAACGUGAACGUAGUCAGGCGAGUGUAGCUAGCGAUGACCCGAAGCGUGAUAGCGAUACCGGUGAAUCUGGUGCUGAAGACGAGGAUCAACGUGAAGAGGCGGAGCAGCAUCAUGACGAGGACCCGCUAGACCAGCAUCUGGAACAUCAGCAAGAAGCUCACAUCGAUGGCCACGAUCAUGCGGAUCUGUAUUCGGACAUACCGGAAAAGUAUGAAGCAGAUCAGCUCGAAAUGUCCGUACUGGAGGGUGAGCGAAACGAUCUCGAGGCGGAAAGUGCAACCGGACUUGCCGAUAGUACGGAAAGCCAGGAAGAGAAUCCUUCAAAGCACGAUACUACCGCGGACAGUGAUACGCUGAUGAAACGGUCUGAUUCCGUACUGGAUCUACACGCUAAUCUAGACUACGAACAAGAGCUUGACGAAGGCGAACAGAUGUUGUUAUCCUCCCAAACGAAGGAGGACGACAACGGUUCCGUAAUGCCUGAGCUGUCAAAGUGGGAAAUGGAUGAAGAGGGUCAGAUUAAUUCAUCAACGGAGCAACAGGGAUCAGAAACACCUUCGCACGAAGAACAGCUGGCCGGUGAUCGGGACGCUCUACAACUAUCUAGCGGCGGUAAGGUUACGAACGAGGUGCUGAAACGAGCAGAAAAUGCAAUUUUCACGCGUGCCAUCAACGCAAUACGGCCAAUCGAAAUUAAAAAGAUAAGUGUUGAGCGACUGAAGCUUUACACGGCCGGAAGUGGUAAUAUGUCGCAUGAUGGAGGGUCACCUUCAAGGAUGCUAGAGCUUGCACCGGAACACGAAGAGCCAAAGUUGAGUUUCCAGGUUACUGUACCCGUCAACGAUGAUCGGGCGGAACGAUCGGUGGCACUGAAGCAAAAGUUUGACAUUAAACUGGAAAAUCGCUCGUCACCGGUAAGGACAUCAGUAAAGGAACGGUUGGGUUGCAAGGUGACGGAUAACUCAUCACAGUUUUCGUCCGGAUCACGAACUCCGCCGCCAAGUCGUAAAGUGAGUGUCUCAAACGAUAACGGUAGUAGUCGUAUGAAAUCGUUUGCCGAUCGUCGUCGAGGAUCGUCACGAAGUCGCAGUCGAACGCGGGACGGAGAAUCGGAUGGUCGCAAACACGCGGACCGAAAUCGUUCCGGCAGUGGUAAGCAGGAUGGAAACAAAAAGCAACAACAACAACCCGCCCAACCGAACAGACGGACAGCUAGUAGCGGCGGCCGUCACAACGAUGACCGACAGCAAUCGAUGCGCGAUCGCAAAGAGGACACACGGCGGAAUAGUCGCGAAAGAAGUGACAGUAGGAAAACUGAUCAGCAACGUCAACGUGGACGGAGCCGUGAACGGGAUCGAGAAAAUCAUCGAGGCUCUGGACGUCGUGGUAAUAGCCGGGAUCGUAAGGAAACCGUAUCACCUGGUGCGAAAAAAGGCGAAAGCUCCCGCAAGGAUGUUCCGGAUACGCACCGAAACAAGCACCAAUCGCAGCGGGAAGAUGCGUCCGGACGUGUAUCAUCAUCGAAAUCUAGUAGUAAUCGGGAUGACAGCUCUGUUCAGCCAUUGCGUGAAGCGGGUACUGUAGAGGAGAAAACUGGAACUGCUGCUCCAAGUUCAACGACGGGAGCUGGUGGCCAUGAACGAUCACGGGGUGAACAUUCUCCCGUCGAGCGAGCAUCCCGUAAACGAUCAGCAGAACAUCUUCGUGAUGUAAGAUCCCCAGAACGGGAUGAGGAUGUGCCGAAACGGGACGAGUCGUCAGUAGGUGGUGCCGUUGCUGGACCAAGCAGUAGCAGCAGCAAGAGAUCAAAGUUGGAAAAAGGGUCUGGCAAAUCGAGCAAAUCGGGUGGCGGCGGUGGUGGAAGUACGAGCGAUUCGAGCAGUUCCGAUUCGGAUUCGUCAUCGUCCGAGAGUAGUCCGGAAACGGACGAUGCUGGCGGAACUAGGGGUAGCAGCAAGAAGCGCAAAAAGCGAAAGCACAAGAAAGAUCGCAAGCGUGCCAAACGUUCCGCCGCGACAACGGAAACGGAUGACGAGUCUGGUGGGAAGCGCAAAAAGUCGAAAAAGAAAUCAAAAUCGUCUAAGAAGAAGAAAAAAUCCAGCAAACACAAGAAGGACUAG